Messenger RNA from Osmerus eperlanus (European smelt), 1012 nucleotides. Its product is annotated as cation channel sperm-associated auxiliary subunit TMEM249-like. Bases 242 to 868 code for a protein of 208 amino acids. The transcript has 6 exons. The record is from RefSeq and is a predicted model, not a curated record. NCBI's taxonomy places the organism in Eukaryota, Metazoa, Chordata, Actinopteri, Osmeriformes, Osmeridae.
AACACACUCACGGAUACCGAUCCAUACAAUAGUGUCGAACUCCCCACUUCCCCAAUAACAAUCCCAUAACAUUUUUAAUUAUCUUCUAAUUUUACUGAAGACUAAUUGAUAUUGCAUCGCUCCCAUGUAGAGAAUCAAUUUCAUCUGGAACGUUUUCAGGGAACAAGAAUGAUCUUGUUACCUUGACAAUCAUGUACAUGUACAUUUCAGUUUGACUUCUACCAAAUAUUCUUUCAGCGCCAUGCCUACAGGGAUAUUUAGUACAUGGGACCAUCAGUUCAUCGAUAAUGAGCAAGUUGUCACGGACAGGAUUAAGGAGAACCCCAGAUAUCCAUUCAAGGAGGAGGAAAACUUGUUUGUUCUUGAAUAUCUCCAUGGGAACAUCUGGAAAGGUUCCCUGUUGCUGAUCGCCUCCAUCAUUGGAACUGCCACGUACCUGAACAUUGAUUUAGAUGACCACAAUAAGUAUGGAGGUUUCCUUGUGUUCAGCUUGUGCCUCUCUCUAUGGCUACUCAGUUCUGGAGCCUUCCGCAGACGCCUUGUGAUUGAUCAUAUGAAUAAGGAGUACCGUUUCUACAUACACGAACACCUGCGCCACAGUGGCCCUCUGCAUCAAAUCUAUAUCCGGCUAAUUUCACAGAAGAGCGGACAAGGUCGACGUAUGUUCAAGCUGAUGCUGAAUGGUUACAAGAUUGAAGAAAGGGAGCUCAGUGGCUUCUCAGAGAAAUAUGAAUUAUUGGAGUGCCAAGGACGCAGGAUAGCCAACAAGCUGAACCUUAACUACUUUGACUACGCAGACAUCUCCAAACGCCACAUAGUUGUUCACCGGCCUAAAGUCAAACUUUCUGAAACAUUACCAAAGGUCUAAGGAGACCCCUCUCUACUGUAUUCUGAUUAGCAAGUGCUAAAACACCUUUUGACAAAGUUUGGACCUCUCCUUUAGAAUUAAUGAAGCAUAAUUGUGCAAGGACAAGCCUACCACGAAAACGUGGAUGUAGAGCUUAUUCAAAUA